AAGAGGCAUUGGCAUUUUAAACAGCUAUACGUCCAUGCCUGUCAAGUGUUCAGUUAGCGGUAUUAGCUUAUACGUAAAGCAAACAUGGCUGCGCCCACAGGACCGAGAGGAUCACAGGUGCCCUCUGCGUUUGAAGGAUUCCCCUUUCCAAUAGCUGGCAGACCACCGGAGGACAGCUCCAGUAAGGAGCAGGAGCAGACCGGGGAUGUGAAAAAGAAGCCAUGCAGGGCUUGUACGGACUUUAAAUCGUGGAUGAAGAUGCAGAAGAAGCAGGCGACAACUGCUGGUGGUGGUGCUGCUGCACAGGAGACAAAAGCUGCAGAUUCAGAGCCACAAGAUCCCCAGUGUCCGCUGGACAGGGAAGAGCUGGGCCGCAGCACGUGGUCCUUUCUGCACACUAUGGCCGCGUAUUACCCGGAUCAUCCAUCUACCACUCAGCAGCAAGAGAUGGGGCAGUUCAUCAACAUUUUCUCCAAGUUCUUCCCGUGUGAUGAAUGUGCACAAGACCUCAGGGACAGAUUGAAAACCAAUCAGCCGGACACUAGCAGCUGCCACGCUCUUUCUCAGUGGUUCUGUCGUCUUCACAACGACAUCAACGUCAGGUUGGGGAAGCCUGAGUUUGACUGUUCCCGUGUGGAUGAGAGGUGGAGAGAUGGAUGGAAAGAUGGCUCCUGUGAUUGAGUGAUUGUGCUGAGAGAGAUUUGAAGACUUGAGUAAACCCCGUCGUCAGUAUAAAAUACCACUAAACUGAGCUCAUGUUUGAGUGUUGGGUUUUUCUGGUUUUGUUUUAAUAUAGUAUAAUUAAUCUAUUAAUAAAAUUAAAGAUUACAUAAUAGUUUUCCUUAGUGUUUCUUGAGUUCAGAUCUUUUCAGUUCAGUUUUAUUUGUAAAGCACUAAAACAUAAAAACUGUUUUCUGCAAUAUUAUAGAGAGAAACUCAAAACACUAAAGUCAAGAUUCUGGGUUAUAUUAUAAUCCUUUCCUUGUUGGAAGUGCUUAACCAGGUAUGACUCUCACUUGACCAUUGGAGCAAAGACACCUGUGCA
Oreochromis niloticus (Nile tilapia) is the source of this 1045-nucleotide messenger RNA. It is a transcript of the gene gfer, whose product is annotated as growth factor, augmenter of liver regeneration (ERV1 homolog, S. cerevisiae). Gene Ontology annotation, cellular component: mitochondrion. Lineage: Eukaryota; Metazoa; Chordata; Actinopteri; Cichliformes; Cichlidae. The coding region runs from base 85 to 681 and encodes 198 amino acids. Gene Ontology annotation, molecular function: flavin adenine dinucleotide binding; flavin-dependent sulfhydryl oxidase activity. The transcript has 3 exons. The record is from RefSeq and is a predicted model, not a curated record. Gene Ontology annotation, biological process: liver development.